Messenger RNA from Guyanagaster necrorhizus, 876 nucleotides. RefSeq lists its product as uncharacterized. The transcript has 5 exons. The record is from RefSeq and is a predicted model, not a curated record. NCBI's taxonomy places the organism in Eukaryota, Fungi, Basidiomycota, Agaricomycetes, Agaricales, Physalacriaceae. Bases 331 to 876 code for a protein of 181 amino acids.
CUUUCUUCCGUGUCGUACAUAAGAAGGAGACGUUGCAAGUAAUCUUGCACCACAGCCGAGUUAGCUUCCAUAUCUGCAUGCCCUGCAAUUCCUUGGACGUAUAAAGUCACUAAGACCCUGGAAAAACUGGCACAUGCUAAGUUGGCGGUCUUCUUCCUCUCAGAGUCGACACCGUUGUGCAGACUUAUUGUUUCUCAUCUUUAAUGGAAAGUGGCCAUAUACCUCACAGGUUUCCUUUCAUACACCUUAGAACUGUUAUUAUGUAGACGCGUCAAGACGCAAAAUGAGUCCCAAGUUCUGUCUCACCCUGUAUUCCGCAUUUCUCCCUCGAUGCCUCGACAAAUCUUACCUCCCAGAGCACGAUGCGUUCAGAUUACUGAAGGGACUGUAACCUGUCAGUGUCCGUGGUUCAAUUCUCCUACGUUGCCUUUGGAUCAGCUCAUCUGUGUUGCAUGUGGACAUGGGAUUCAUACCCACGUUGACUACGAGUCAAAAGUUAUCUAUCAUAAUCCCACCACUCAGUUGUGGCAUAUGCCCAAAAGACGUAUCAAUCGCAGGCUUGUACCUGCACCGUUCAACUUUUCGACCAUGAACCCAUCUCCAGAUCCCUUCGCGAGCAGUCCCACUGAUAGCCAGACCCCUUCUAAUGCCAACCCAAGCAAAUCCUCAGGUGAUACUGGGACCUUGACAGCCGUUCCCGUUCCCUUUCAAUCCAACAGCGUCCCCCACUUCUCCCAGAACGAAGCUGACACCUUCGUUCUCAUCAGCAAUCGGACGACGCAUACCUGUGGCUCGACCCUGUCGUUCACCACGCAUCCGAGGGUAACUAUGAUUACCAAGGUUAUUCAAUUGGGACAAGUGGUGGAAUACCCAUAG